Molecule: messenger RNA, 684 nt
Organism: Striga hermonthica
Lineage: Eukaryota; Viridiplantae; Streptophyta; Magnoliopsida; Lamiales; Orobanchaceae
Source: the annotation of a GenBank genome assembly
AUGGAUCCUGAGUUUUCUGAGACAGAGGAAAGGCUCAAUGAAGAAGAUGAACACGACGAGAAAUUUCAUCUCUUCGGCCGCCAAAAACCGGUACACUCAGCCCUUGGCGGCGGCAAGCCUGCCGAUGUGAUUCUGUGGCGGAACAAGCAGAUCUCGGCAGCAUUGCUGGCGGGCUCGACUGUGAUAUGGCUAUUGUUCGAGUGGAUCGGUUAUCGGCUCAUCCCUUUCAUUUGCCACUCUCUCAUACUCUCAUUGGCCUCUCUCUUCUUGUGGUCCAACCUUUCAUUCUUCGUGAACAAAUCUCCUAUCAAUUUCCCAGAGAUUGUACUGUCAGAGGACAUAUGCAAAAAUGCUGCUCUCUUACUAACUCACAGAUUAAAUGAGGCACUUAGUUUUUUCUUCGGAGUAAUUUCUGCAAAAGAUUUCAAGAAAUUUCUUACCGCAAUAUUUGCACUGUGGUUUGUCUCGGUUUUCGGCAGCUGGUUCGACUUCCUGACUAUUGUAUACAUCAUCUUUGUGAUGAUACUGACAAUGCCAUCGUUAUACGAGAAGCAUGAAGAUCGAGUAGAUAACUAUGCCCUGAAAGCAAAAGCCAAUCUCAAGAGACAAUACAGCCAAUUGGAUGAGAAGGUCCUACAGAAGUUACCGAAAGUUCCUUUCAUCACAGACAAUAAGCAGAACUGA